UCUCACUAUUUUUUUUUAGUUCCCUUGUAUUAUACUGAUGGAGUUUUUCAAGGAAUUACUUACUCUCUUUUGUACUGCGGUAGUUGUUUUCGGCGGCGGAUUUUAUUACUUCACUUGCCUGUUUGGCCCCGCGGAGCUGAAGGGUAAAACAGCCGUUCAACUUUCUGGUGGUUCUCUAGAUAAAGAGAAAGUUAAAGAAGGAUACGAACAAUAUUGGUCGUUCUUCCAACGGGGUGUUAAUGGAAAUGAUCUAAAUGCAUCUGAUAAAGUGCCUGCAUUCGUUGACACUUUUUAUAAUCUCGUCACUGAUAUAUAUGAGUGGGGUUGGGGCCAGUCUUUCCACUUCUCCCCAAGUAUUCCGGGGAAGUCUCAUCGCGAUGCCACGCGCAUGCAUGAGGAAAUGGUGGUGGAUCUCCUGGAUCUAAAGCCCAAAGCCCGCAUCCUUGAUGCUGGUUGUGGGGUUGGUGGCCCGAUGAGGGCUAUCGCGGCCCAUUCAGGUGCUAACAUCGUUGGCAUCACUAUUAAUGAGUACCAGGUGGAACGGGCCCGGGCCCACAACAAGAGAUCCGGGCUUGACUCGCUUUGUGAGGUGGUUUGUGGCAAUUUCCUAAAAAUGCCCUUCGAUGACAAUAGCUUCGACGGAGCUUACUCGAUCGAAGCUACAUGUCAUGCCCCAAAACUCGAAGAAGUGUAUACAAAGAUCUACAGGGUGUUAAAGCCUGGAUCACGGUAUGUUUCCUACGAGUGGGUCACGACCGAAUUAUAUGAUUCUGAGGAUCCUGAACACGUGGAGAUAAUUCGGGGGAUUGAAAGAGGCGAUGCAUUGCCCGGGUUGAGAAGCUACAAGGACAUUGCUGAAAUUGCGACCAAAGUAGGUUUUGAGGUGGUGAAAGAAAAGGAUUUGGCUAAGCCACCCGCGGAGCCAUGGUGGACGAGGCUCAAAAUGGGGAGGAUUGCUUACUGGAGGAAUCAUAUCGUGGUGACGAUACUUUCUUGGCUCGGGAUCGCCCCUAAGGGGGUCGUUGAUGUCCACGAUAUGUUGUAUGUGACUGCUGAUUAUUUGGCUAAAGGUGGCGACGCUGGAAUUUUCACUCCCAUGCAUAUGAUUCUUUGUAGGAAGCCUGAAUAGUACACAAUAUCGAUGCGACGAAUAAUCAUGCCUAGUCUAGUUUAGCACUAGUAUCAAUUAUUUUUGGUGUUUGUAGUGGCAUUAUUAGUACCUAGGUUAGUACCAUUAUAGGCAGAUAUAUAGAUAGUUCGAUUAAAAAUAAUUCCUAAUUUGCUUGUCAUCACAACAUCAAUGACACAUGAGGGGAUUGUUUCAUGUUUCAAUAUUUUUUUUGAAGGUUAAUAACAAUAUCUACAUAUA
Molecule: messenger RNA, 1369 nt
Organism: Capsicum annuum
Lineage: Eukaryota; Viridiplantae; Streptophyta; Magnoliopsida; Solanales; Solanaceae
Product: 24-methylenesterol C-methyltransferase 2-like
Exons: 1
Coding region: 38-1129 (363 amino acids)
Biological process (GO): steroid biosynthetic process
Molecular function (GO): S-adenosylmethionine-dependent methyltransferase activity
Source: RefSeq, a predicted model, not a curated record